AAAAUAUCCAAAAUCCAAUUUUUGCCUGGAUAUAAAAGCCGUACCAAUGUCACAAAUCAUUAUCAGUUUUAAUUUAACUUAUCAAUUAGAAACACAAGCUCAUUAGAACGAUGAAAUUUUUAAUAUUUGGCCUACUUAUAGUAGGUCACUCACUUGCUGCUCCAGAAAGAAGUAGGCGUGAACCAGACCCUCUUCCAAUUUUCGCUCUACCAGAGCUUCCGAGUACAGUUGUUCAUGGAUUUUUAAAAGAAUCUGGAACCUUAGAUGAUGUUUUUAAUAGUUUCGAUCAAGUCAGUGUGUCAACAUUUAAUGAGCAUCACGAACAUUCACCAUUAACUGAAGAGCACAAGCAUGUUCUUGAUGAAUACAAACCUAUAGCUGAUAUAUAUAAGCCAGUAACUGACGAAUACAAGCCACCACAUGAAGAAGUCUGGCCACUGCAUGAAGAAUAUGGUCCACCUGCUGAAGAGUACGGACCACCUCAUGAAGAAUAUGGACCACCAGCCGUUCCAGAGGUUCGUCUUAUAGAACCUACAACAACUACAGAGCACUACUGCCCAACACAGGAUUAUCAAGCAGCAUUUGUCCCAUCCCCUCCUGAAAUUAGCAACUUCCCACUUCCAGAUGUUCCAAUUGUGCCUAUUGUUAAGAGUGAAAUUCCAACAUUUCAUGAAAAUUACGGACCACCAACAGAACCACCAGUAAAUCAUGAAGUCUAUGGAUUACCAACUGAAAUUCCUGUAGUCAUUCCGGAAGUUAAAAGUGAAAUUCCAGUUUAUCAUGAAACUUAUGGACCACCAUCUGUGCCGAUUGUUGAAGAGCCUCUUCCUGUUAUUAUCGCUCCAGAACCACCAACUUUUGCUCCAUUGCCUGAAUACGUCCCACCAGCAACAACUAUCCCACCACAAACUCCAAAAUUAUAUCCUUAUGCAGCACCAACAACACCAAUUCCAGAAACAACAUUUAUUCCGGAAGUAAAAAGUGAGAUUCCUGUUUUCCAUGAAGUUUAUGGUCCACCACCAGUUCCAGAGACAUCGACCGUUAUUAUUCCACCUGAGCCACCUACUUUAGUUCCAUUGCCUCCUUAUAUCCCUCCUGUUACAACAACAUUACCUCCUUAUAUCCCUCCUGUCACAACUUUACCACCUUAUAUCCCUCCUGAAACCCCUGAACCUAAGUUAUAUCCAUAUCCAGCACCAACCACUCAACCUCCAGAAAUAAUAACAACACCUGAAACCACUUUACCUCCAGCUACGGCAAAACUCUUCCCAUACCCAGCACCAACCACUCAGCCUUCAGUAAUUAUUACAACUUUACCACCAACACCUGAAACAACAACUUUACCUCCAACAACAGCAAAGCUUUUACCAUAUCCUCAACCAACUUUACCCCCUCAAACAACAACAACAACAGAGGAACCAGCAACAAUAAGAAUUACUGGCAAGAAAGUUUAUCCAGCAAAGGUGCACUCCAAGUAUGAAGACACUCAUCAUUUACCAGGUCUUGUUCGAUUAAAAAGACAUUUGAAGCGCAAAUGGUCCAAACCAGUCAUUGUGCAUCAUGUUCCAGCAUAUCCAAGCUAUCAAUACGUUGUUCCAUAUCAUCAUUAUGGAAAAACAUUCAGACAUCACUACUAACUCUAAAUGGAACUAAAUGGUGAUAACAUUAAUGACAAGACAUUGAAAAUUAAGCAGCAAGCAGUAAAAAAGAAUCUAGAGCAAAUGAAUUCUCACGAGAACUCUCAAAAAUUACAAAAAAAAUAUUUAUUUAUAGACUUGAUUUUUAUGAAAUAAAAUAUUUAUUGAAUAGCUUCAGUGGAAGUAGAAAUGCUGUCUUUUAAACAUGUUGACUAGAUUGUAUCAACAGGUUUGGAUUGAUUAUGAUAAAUGUUGGCCUAAGGGUUCAAGACUCGAUUUUAAUGCAGGGGCGUAGCCAGGAAUUUGAAGAGGGGGGGGGGCAAUUUUUUUGUAUGGAA
This is a messenger RNA of Chironomus riparius, 1975 nucleotides long. NCBI's taxonomy places the organism in Eukaryota, Metazoa, Arthropoda, Insecta, Diptera, Chironomidae. The record is from the annotation of a GenBank genome assembly.